UGGGCAUAAUCUUUCAAUUCAAUAAUUGAAUGAUUCGAAAUAAUCGAAUGAUCGAUUAUGAAUGAAGAAAUAGUUCAUAUACCAUAGAAAACCUAACCUCACUCAUAAUCGUCCAACAGAUAUCAUUAAUGAAAGUUAGGUUAAGGAGAAACACGUCUUGUCAAAACCACGUUUAAAAAUUUGUUAAAUAUAAAUUAAUAAACAAUGACUUCAAUAAAAAAGAAACGCGUUUCAAAGAAAUUGAAAGUUUCUUGGAGAAAACAUGUGAACAUUAAUGAUGUGGAAGAGUAUUUAGAAGAUACUCGUUUGGAAGAACGAGUCGGUCAACUUUCGGAAGUAAAAGACAGUGAACUAUUUAAAGUAGAUACUCAACCAGACCCUAUUUUGUCUGCAAAAGAAAGAAAGAGACAGAAGUUGAAUAAACCCCUAAAAUGCUUUUCUGCUUUAGAAUCACAUUCCAAAGUAAAAGAUCCAAUAGCGAAAAGGAACCGUGUUAGAACACCGGAAGAAAGGAAAAGCAAAUUGGUGAAGCAAAAAGAGCUCUCAAAUAAAUUAAAUGGUAUUUUAAAAGAGAAGGAGAAAAAAUCUAUUCAAGAUAAAUUACUUUAUGAGCUAAAAACAAAGAACAAGCCUGAAAAAGGUGAAUUUAAUAUUGAUCUAUGGGGAGAAGGGAACAAACAUGAUAUUGAGAAAGAUGAGUGGACAGAAAAAAUAACAAAAAAACAUAACUUAAGGAACCUAGGUAUAACCCAAAAGAGUGUUGUCAAAUUAUUGUCAGAGAAAAAAAGUUUACUACCUACAGUGGAACCUCCACACCCUGGCAUGUCCUACAAUCCUUCAUAUGAGGAUCAUCAGAACCUGCUAAAGCUUGUUGCAGAUAAAGAGACUGAGUUCAUUAAAAAAGAAGAAUAUUUGUCAAGAAAUACUAGAGGAAUGUUUAAGAAAGUUGCUCCAUCCACCAGAGAUAAAAAUUGGUUGGUUGAAAUGUCACAAGGUCUGCCUAGUAGAUCAAACCCUGAAGAAGAAAAUACAAGUGAUACAGAGUAUAAAUCAGUUAAUCCACCUGUGAAAAAUGCAAAAAAAACUGCAAAACAGAGAAGAAAACAAAAGGAACAGCUUGAAUUGGCACUACAGAGAAAACGGGCAAAAAUUGAGACAAGGAAGAUCACAGAUAUCCAUCAAAUAAAAAUAUUGAAAAAACAGAUCGAAAAAACGGAUCAAAAACACGAAAUUUUAAGGGAGAAGCGGAAGAAACGGGCAGCCUAUAAGGCUUUGGAGCCAAAGAGGAUAAGCUCUACAAAAUUUGAAGAUCCUGGUUUGGAUUUUAAUUUGGGAAGUGAUAUUUCAGGAAAUUUGAGAAAUAUUAAGAAAGAAGGAAAUUUGUUAGUUGACAGAUUUAAAAGUAUGCAGAAGAGAAAUAUUUUGGAACCAGGAUUGAAACGACACCGUAAAAAUGCAAAAGUUAAAAGGUUUACUAAACCAGGACAUAAAGAGGAUUGGAAGAAAACUGUUGCAAAAUAAUUAACUAUGUUGGUUAAGUUUUUAAAAUUUUUAUUACACUUGUAAACACACAUUUCCUCAAAAAUAACAAAUUUUGUUAUUAUUGCUAAAUAAUAAAGUUAACAAAAUUGCAUAUUUUAUUUAAAAUUCA
Molecule: messenger RNA, 1651 nt
Organism: Aethina tumida (small hive beetle)
Lineage: Eukaryota; Metazoa; Arthropoda; Insecta; Coleoptera; Nitidulidae
Product: ribosome biogenesis protein NOP53
Exons: 5
Coding region: 205-1521 (438 amino acids)
Biological process (GO): ribosomal large subunit assembly; rRNA processing
Cellular component (GO): nucleolus
Molecular function (GO): 5S rRNA binding
Source: RefSeq, a predicted model, not a curated record